CCGCGUUACUAUACUCAAAAAUGGCGGGCAUCUGUUCUCUAUAAAACACGAAUAACUUCGCAAAAUCUCUUAUCUAUUGUACCAAAAAUCUUCGCAGUCCUCAAGCCUCCAUCUUUAAGGUUUGCAACUCUACUCAGUCGAAUUCUACAACCAAGGUGAUAUUUUGUACACCAACUGAGGAGAGAGGGGCAGUUCAACAUGUAUGGUCGCACGGAAACMGUGACUAAGCGAGAGGUGCGACACACACGCACUGUGAAUGGCAAAGUUGUCCAUGAUGAUUUUCAACAACACUCUGACAGAGAGGUUGAAUAUGAGUCUCCAAAACACCAAGCACUAGGAGGUCCUAGUUAUCACUACACCAAUGGUGCCAUCGACCAACCACACCCAUCCACGAGGCAACCCAAAGAAAUGAAUUUUGAAACAAAUUUUACGUCAUUGGAGCAAUAUCUUAAUGAAAGUCCUAAUGAUGAUUUUGGACCAACUAGUGGGCCUAAAAGAAAAAUAGUUUCUUCUGAAGAAGGCUCAGAAUCCAGUGAUCGAGAUUUUUCUGAUGCACCCCCUCGUGGAUCAGGUGUUAGCACUAGAUCAGGAUAUUCUUCUGGUGAAGAAGGCCCAAGGAGAAGAUUGAGUUCUGGGGCAGGAACUCUAAAAAGYUCAAGUGUUACAUUACCAAUAAGGUCAAAUUCAUUAUCAAAACCUGAAACUUCCUCAGUUGGAGAUCUUGGCGAAGUUGUUUACAACAUCAGUUUGAGGAUUGGAGAAGUAAAAGGAGACAGAGCUGAUGGUAAUGUUUACAUUCAGUUGUUUGGAGAGAAAGGUGACACAUCGAAGAUACGGCUUCGUUCAGCUGGUGAUGAAAACAACAGUUUUACAGAAGGAGACCUGUUCAGGUUUACUGUUAGAUAUAAAGAUAUUGGAAAGAUCGAUAGAAUCAAACUCAGCCAUGACCACAUGGACUAUGGAUCAGGAUUUUUUGUUGAAGAGGUUGAAAUCGACAUUCCUUCAAAUAAUGAUCAAUACAAGUUUCCUUGUAAUUUUUGGCUGUCACAAGAGCGACAUCAAGUGAAACGUGGAAGGAGUUUCUCAUCUUCAUCACCUGGUAAACUCUACAAUGUUGCCAUGCAGCUUGGUCGAGUCAUGAACCCUCAUGCCAAACUUUACCUCCAGCUAUGCGGUGAUUUGGGAGACAGUAGUAAGAUUGUCCUACGACCUACUGGCGGACCCACAGACACAUUCCAGGAAGGAAAAGUUUACAAGUUUUCAGUGGAGAUGCCAUCCGUUGGCCAGAUGCCACCCACACAGUGUCGGUCAGGCUGGGCGAGGUAUUAAACUACAAUGCACACCUAUACAUCUACCUGAUUGGAACCAGAGGAGAGACAAGCAAGGUGCCAUUAAGACCUGAUGGUCUACUGGAGAGAACCAAAACGUACCAGUUCCCACUAGCCUUGAAUGUGGACAUCGGAAAGAUUGAAAAGAUUAUCUUUGGUCAAAACAGCCGUGGUUAUGGCAAAGGUUUGUUCGUGGAAGAGGUGAACGUAAAGCCUACAGAUAGCGCUAAUGUUCACUUUCCUUGUCAAUGCUGGCUGGCGGAGGAUGUCUGGGACAGUAGGAUAGAGAGAGAACUUUUUCCUGGAAAACCUGUCGAAAGACCACCAAAUACGACGUACGAGCUGGUGUUCAAGACAGGAGACAAGCCACACGCCGGAACAGAUGCCAACGUGACGCUUCAGAUAUUUGGCGAAAAUGGACAGACUGAGAAAAUCAUGUUGAGACAGGAGGGAAGAACGAGAACGUUGAAGCGUUUCGAUCGAGGAAGAACAGAUAGGUUUGAAGUACAGACCAUGAACGUAGGCAAGGUGUACAAGGUGCGUCUCAGUCACGACAACACGAAUCCAGAUCCUGAAUGGUUCUUGGACAAGCUGAUGAUCUCAAUUCCAGAUAGAAGAGAAACGUAUCACUUUCCUGUUAAUCGGUGGUUGACUGGAGACGAAUCUGAUGCUCUUGUAGAGGUUGAGAUGGAACCAGCUCUUGUUGAACCAAUUGUAGUUAUUGAAAAAGAACUGCCAGUCCAAUCAGAAAUUCAUUUCCCAGAACCAGAGCCAGUAUUAUACACAGUAUCCUACAGGCUUGGACCCAUUCUGGACCCCUUCACAGAGAUCUAUCUCAUCUUCCACGGAGAUUCUGGAGACUCGCAAAAAAUCUACCUGCGUCCCUCGCAGGGUAACGAGCUAGAGAGCAACAAAGUAUACAAGGUUAUAACCGAGUGUAAAGAUGUUGGAAAGAUCCAUAGCAUGACCGUGGGUCAUGAGUCACCAGGCCCAGACAAGGGAGUCUUUAUUGAGGAGCUCGAAAUAUCAGCUCCUGCAGAGAAACCUGUCAUCUUUCCGUGUCGAUGCUGGUUGUCUGAAGACGUCGAUGAUGGUGAGGUCGAGAGGACACUGCGACCAGGAGAGACACUGACUUUCCCUUAUGAAAUUACAUUCACUCUUGGUGACGUUAUCGACCCCCAUAGCAAGCUGUACAUGAUGGUGUACGGCACGAAAGGAGAUUCGGGAAAACUCUAUCUUUCUCCUUCUGACGGAAGUGAGUUUGUCAAGGGACGAACCUACAAAGUCAUCGCAGAUCUACGAGACAUAGGAGAUAUUGAUGAGAUUCGUCUCGGCCAGGAAGGUGGCAAAGGUCUUUUUGUUGAGGAAAUAGAAAUCAAAGCUCCAAACUCAGAACCAGUGGUUUUCCCGUGUCGCUGCUGGCUUGAUGACAGCAUUGGUGAUGGAAAAACGAACCGAGUGUUGAGACCCGGACAAAGCGUGACCACGCCCUAUGAAACUAUCCUCUACAACGCGACCUUUGAGACAGGCGACGUACCUUUCGCUGGUACAGACGCUACAGUCUUCCUACAGAUGUUUGGUGAUAAAGGAAACACAGACAAGAUAGAAUUCCCUCAGGAAGACAACAAGUCUACGCGAUUCGAAAAAGGAAGAAUUGAUAAAUUUGCUGUCGAGACGCUUGAUAUUGGGGAUCUGACCAAGGUUCGCGUUGGCCACGAUAAUAAGGGUCAAAGCCCUGAGUGGUUCCUUAAACAACUGACCAUAGAUGUGCCUUCUAAAGACAAACGCUAUAUCUUCCCGUAUAACAACUGGAUUGCUGGAGACGACGUGGACCUAGAGCCUAUUGAUGAGAAAUCAAAAUCAGAUUUGUACACAAUUCUUUUGAGACUCGGGGAUGUCUUGGAUCCUCAUGCUCCAGUGCUUAUUCAGCUCCUUGGCGAGAAUGGUGAAAGCGGCCAAAUCCAAGUCAAACCAGGAGUAAGACCAGAAGACAAGUUUGAAAAGGGCAAAGUUUACAAGUUGAUUGCCCGUGUUGCUGAUAUCGGAAAGAUAAAAGAUGUCGUCGUUACUCAAGAUGAGACAAUACCAAGUGAAGGACUCUUUGUUGAAGAAGUCGAAGUCACGUCGUCCCGUGGUGAUCAUAUGGUUUUCCCAGUACAAUGUUGGACAUCACCUGAUAAAGUGCGACUGGAAGAAGAUAUUUUAUACGACGUUACAUUCAAGACGGGUGUCUUACCCGAGUCUGGUACAGACGCCAACGUGUUCUUCCAGAUAUUCGGCGACGAUGGAACCACAGAAGAAAUUCAGCUUCAGGAAGACAAAUCGCUUAAACUAUUCGAGACUGGCGGAAAGGAUAAGUUCAAAGUUGAAACCAAAGACGUUGGCAAAAUAAACCGUCUUCGAGUGGGUCACGACAACACAGGGGUAAGUCCUGAAUGGUACCUCCAGAAGGUCAACAUUGAUGUCCCUGAUAAAGACGAACAUUAUCAGUUCAACAUUAACCAAUGGAUAGGUGGCAGGAAYCCUGUGGUAGAGGUUGCCGCUGAACCAGAUCGCUCAGACAAAGUUCAAGAUUUGGAUUACCGAGUUACAGUCAAGACUGGAGACGACCCUCUUGCUGGAACAGAUGCCAACGUGUUCCUACAAAUGUUUGGUGAAGAAGGACAAACCAGCAAGUUCCUGCUGCGUGAAGAAGGAGACAAGAGUAGAUUCGAUAGAGGACGAACAGAUGAGUUUGCCAUCAGAACAAAGGACAUUGGACAGUUGGAAAGCAUUCGCGUCAGUCGUGAUAACACCGGCACCCGAUCUGGUUGGCAACUGGAGAAAGUCAGGAUUGACAUCCCAGAAAAAGACGAGCAUUACAUAUUCUACUGUAACAAGUGGUUGACAGACGCGUCUCCUGAUCUUGACUUUACAGCUGUUAAGGUAAAGCCAAGAGACCAAGAUGGGAUGUAUACAGUCGUAUGUAAGGUUGGAGAAGUGAUUGACCCUGGAGUGAGUCCAUACUUCAAGAUAUUUGGCGAAGACGACGAGACAGGAAAGAUAAUGUUGCGUGACGGUUACCCUACGCAACACACGUUCAAGAAGGGUAACACUUACAAGAUUUCACUCAAAAAUCCUGACGUGGGCCCGAUCACAAAACUUCGCCUCGGUGACAACGGAGGAGCAAGAGGUCGCACCAUCUUCAUCGAAGAAGUCACCGUCAUCGACAAAUACGGAGAAGAGGUUGUGUUCCCCUGCAAGUGCUGGCUUGGUACCGAUGAAGAUGGGAACCCUUUGGUACGAGAGCUGAUACCAGGAGAGCCAUACCCUGAAGACCUUGAAGAUAUUUUCUAUCAUUUGACUAUCAUGACUGCUGAUGUGCCCGACGCCGGUACUGAUGCCACAGUCUACUUCCGUCUGUAUGGAGACAAGGGAGAGACUUCAGACAUCGUCUUGGAGGACGAGAGACGAACCUUCAAGAAGUUUGAAAGAGGACGAGCAGACAAGUUUGUGGUUGAAACUGCUGAUGUUGGAAAGCUGAAUAAAAUGGUGAUCGGACACGAUAAUCGAGGAGAGGACCCUUCGUGGCGGCUCGAGGAAGUACACGUAGAUAUCCCGUCCCGUAACGAACAUUACGUGUUUAGAUGUGGCAAGUGGCUUAAGAUUAACAACAGCAAAGAUGAGACAGAAACUGUGUUGUAUCCAGACCCUGGCAAGGUUCUUGUGGAGGAGAAGAUUGAUGGAGUGAUUGAAGAGACAAUGGUACAAGGAGCUGCACCAGGAGGUUUUGAUUUUGAAGGAGACACAGAUUAUUUGGUAGAGUUCAAGACUUCAAACGAGCCAAAUUCUGGCACAGACUCUAAUGUUUACUUCAAGCUACUGGGUGAAGGUGGAGAAACGGAUACUGUGCAGCUAGGAGAUAACAGUGAUGGUAGUCACUUCCAGCCUGGACAGACAGACAAGUUCAACACACGUGGAAGAAAUGUUGGCAAACUGGAGUAUUUUCGUGUGGGACAUGAUAACCGUGGUCCUUCUGAUCCUAACUGGUUGAUAGAUGAAGUCGUGGUUUACGUGCCGGAUAGGAGUGAAAGAUACGUGUUUAAGAACAAUAAAUGGAUCGGUGAAAACCGCGAUAACCCUAUCGAUAUACCUCUAGAAUCGUGGGGCUACUGUCAAGUAGUGGGCCACGAACCAGACAUACCGGAUUUACUGGACUACAUGCAGUCUAGUGACGUCACCAAAGCUACGCAUGCGGCGUUCUAUCUUCAGCAUUUGUGUUAUAAUGACGAGAACGUGAAGAAUAAAGUCAGGAAUCUUGGUGGUAUACCAAUCAUCGUCCGUUGUUUGGAGCACUCAAAUGAGAAUAUGCGUUUUGCUGCUGCAGGUGUCCUAAGAAAUCUAUCAUACGGUGCCAACAGCGAGGAGAAUAAGCUUGCCAUCGCUGACUGCGGAGGAAUCGAGGCUUUGAUUCAAAUGCUUCAAAGAACGAGCAAGUCAGAGCACCGCUCCGUUUGUCUUGUGGUUUUACGCAAUCUUUCCGUUCUUGAGGUUCUUCGUCUUCGUAUCCUGAGGAUCUGUCUUCACAUCCUCGUAAUCGUCAUCAUCAAGACCUUCUCGAAAUGGGACAAGACAGUAGCACAACGCGAUCCCCCGAAAACUGAUGAACAAUGGUCUGAGCUAUUGGAGCAUGCGACAAGAAUCGUGCGCAACCUGUCAUCUGCUGGCGCAGAAGCGCGUCAAGACUUGCGCAGUGAAGAGCACCUCAUUGACUGCCUGGUUUGGAUUAUAAGAGUUGGAGUCAGGAAUAAGCGAUACGAUGACAAGUGCGUGGAGAAUAGCGUGUGUACGCUACGUAACCUCUCCUAUCGUUUGGAGAGUGAGCUCGACCGAGACCUCUAUGACGACGCUGAAGUCCAACUCGACAAAGCAACCGUCAAAGAACAGCAAUCCCAGGGAUGCUUUGCGGGCUGUGGAGGACGCAAGAAGAAAAAGAAGAAGCAAAAUACACCUAUGAACGAAGAAAUCCGCAGGGGACCCCCCACGGGACCUGCAUUGAUCUAUCAACCCACUACCGUACGCCAAUAUUAUGGUCUUCUAAGAAACGCAAAAAAUCCUGAAACUCUUGAAGGUUCGGCUGGUGCCAUCCAUAACUUGACUGCGUGCUCGUGGAAGUGGGCCAUUAAGAUCAGAGGUGACACAAGACGUGAGCUCGCAAUCCCAAACAUCAUCGCUCUACUAAAGGUAGACUACGAUCCAGUAAUACGAGCUGCUGCCAUCGCGUUAAGGAAUCUGUCUGUUGAUCCUGAAAACAAGAGAAUUAUAGGUGAAAAGGGCAUAGGUGCACUAGUAAAUCGUCUGCCCCUCGGAGAAGAUAGAGGCGAAAGACUCGUUAAGGAUGCGACAAUCGUGUCGAUACUCUGUGCUUUGUUCCAACUUGGGAAAAGAAGUGAGAAGAACGCGAGGUUGAUCAAAAAGACCACGGCAAUUCGUCGUAUCGUUCGCAUCGCAACCUCCAAAAACAAGUAUGAUGAGCGAGUUGUGCGAACAGCCAACCAGACGUUAGCAAGUCUGUGGGCGCACGAGAAUCUCAAGCAACAAAUAAAAAGCGAAGGUUGGGAAUACAACCCAGAUAACAAAUACCAAACAGAUUUCCCUGACGAACUGGAUAAAGUCUCUAUCCCCUCUACCCCAUCAGACAGUCUGAACAGACGAUGGAGAGACGACUCAUUCAGCAAACAAGAUCCAGAACUACAUCGCGUUCAACGCCAGCCUGAGUUGUAUCAACGGUCUCCUAGCAACGACGUCGAACAUCGUAGCAGUCCAUCAGUCGCGCGAUCGACCACUGACCAUGAGUACUCAAGUCGCGGAGGAAGCACAGCCGGAAGUAACGUUGAUCUGCUGGGGAGUGAGUGGUCCGGUGGGAGGCAAAGAAGCUGGGGGGACUCACUGAAUCAAGUCCCACCUCCGUAUCUGUCAGACGAUAGCAGAUCCGGCCGGGAAUCCAUUGAAAUGACGGACAAGAGUAAAACAUAUCCCAGCUAUAGUGGAAUAAAAAAUGGACAACCGAAAAAGAAGAUGGAAACUGUUGAAGACAACCCAAAUGAAUGGGUUUAAUGCCAUGUAGCGAGACAGGGAGCCCAUAACAGUUAAAAAAAUAUCCAUCAAGAGAGAGACGAGGAAUGUCAACUAGUUGUAUGGGUGUACAUUUUGAAGACAAUCUACUCUCCACUUUAAAAAGCUGCUAGAAUCAACAAAAAAACACUGGUUAUAUUUUCAACCUUUAGUCUCAAUUAUCCUUUUCUGAGUUCGAUGACCCAAAAGCGUUGUGUUCUACCUUGRUACCAACAUACCAUAUAAGGCAAGAUAAAUAUAAUAUGUUUGUUCCCAAGCUAUACCACAAUGCUUCAUGUUCGCUAUCUCAGAAAAGGUCUUUUGCUUUAAUUUUUCAUAGGCAUUUUCAACAUCAAWUUUUUUUUCUUUUCCAUUUUUAAAAAAUCUUCUAAAUUCGCCACGAAAACGUUCAGAUUAAGAAUUGUAGCGCGCUUAUCAGUUCAGUUUGCAUAAGUCGUGGAAAUUCGCACAAAAGAUCUUCUGGAUCAAUUUAGUAUCCCUAUUCCAUCCCAUGAAGCCUUGCGCAACGAAACCCCUACCAGUCCUUGAGUAAACUCUUCGUAAAGUUAACACAAAACAUACCAUAUUUGUAAAGACACGUAGUUCAAAGAUUUCCGUAGAAAAGAUGCGCGUUUAUCGAUAACCAAUAUUUUAAUGAAAAUAUGUUAUUGAAUUUAUGUUUUGAAAUUUUCAGACUUCAAGUGUUGGUUAUCUUAGCUCGCGUUUCUUAGAGAUUGCAAAGCAAUAAAUACUGUAAAAAUGACAGCAACUGUGUUUAGAGAAUCGACAGUAAAACUGAAAUUCCCGCCUUUUUUCCAAAGAAAAGAAUCCGCAAUUUGAAAUAGAUUCCGCAUUCUAAUUGGAUAGCAUUAGGUUCAAAGCGAAAACCGUUUGAAAGCCAACUUUCCAAACAAAAAUCCCUUUCUCCUUCGAUGUCUUAUUACCAUUGUUUUAAAAUGAAUGACGCGCGAUAAAUUUUCUGCCAUUAUCAUGUCAAACAAUUUAUGCUUUGAAAUAGAAAAGAUUCGAAGCACAAGCUCGUAAUUUUUGAAUAAAAAUCUAUCAAUAUCUUCAAUAGGAUUAAUAGGAUUAACAAUCUCGAGCCUAAUUGGCUUAUAGUUUUAUGCACCAAAGCAGGGAAAGGUUUUUCAUUCGCCUGUAUUUUCAGAUGCGCGAAGAUUUGUAUCCAACUUCAAUAGUUUUAUAAGCGUUUUCAAGUGUUAGAUAUCUUGGAACACACACCAAUGUAUUCAAAUAAAUUGAAAUCAUAAUCACUUGUAAAAUA
Actinia tenebrosa (Australian red waratah sea anemone) is the source of this 8706-nucleotide messenger RNA. Its product is annotated as lipoxygenase homology domain-containing protein 1. Gene Ontology annotation, molecular function: protein binding. Lineage: Eukaryota; Metazoa; Cnidaria; Anthozoa; Actiniaria; Actiniidae. The record is from RefSeq and is a predicted model, not a curated record.